Prunus armeniaca (apricot) is the source of this 477-nucleotide messenger RNA. Lineage: Eukaryota; Viridiplantae; Streptophyta; Magnoliopsida; Rosales; Rosaceae. The record is from the annotation of a GenBank genome assembly.
AUGAUUGCAUUUAUGGACCCAAGUCGUAUCUUUCAUGAUCUGAAGUCACCGGAUGAGGCAGGGAGGGUUCAAUACAUUGUGAUAGCUUUUAACCAAGCUAGUAUUGACAGCAUCUUUUUGUUCCCAUACAAUCCUGGGGGUCAUUGGAUCCUUACAAUCAUUGAUGAAGAGAAAGACAAUGUGUAUAUCAUGGAUCCUCUUGGGGCUUGUCACCCUCAUGAAGUGUGGAAACGUAUUGUAAAUGCUGGAAUUAAACAAUUCAAUGCUGAAAAGGGGAGAGGCCUGCGUAGACCACCAACAUGGAUUAUGCUUUCAGGUGCUCCCAAACAAGCUAAUGGAAAGACGUGUGGUUAUUGUGUGAUGUGGUACAUGAAGGAAAUUUGUGAAGAUUCAACCCUUGCAUUUCGAACUAAGUAUGCUAGAAGUGGGAAAAAGAAGGCAUUUUACACCCAAAUGGAAUUGGACGAGAACUCAUAA